Molecule: messenger RNA, 1644 nt
Organism: Botrytis cinerea B05.10
Lineage: Eukaryota; Fungi; Ascomycota; Leotiomycetes; Helotiales; Sclerotiniaceae
Exons: 3
Coding region: 62-1513 (483 amino acids)
Source: RefSeq, a predicted model, not a curated record
GACUUUGUGAUUUGGCAAUACAGUUUAGUUCGCGUCUUAUCGAAUCUGGCUAUUCAGCCGUAUGUUGCAGUCGACACUACUAAUUCAACAACAAUCAUUUCUAAAGACAAGGAAGAAAAUACUUCCGAUCGAAAGAAAAUUUGGUAACAAUAAAUUAAUCUACGAUGGUUACGGUAUAAAGUCAAACAGCCAUACAUUUGAUUCUAACCUCGAAACACGAUUUCCAUCUGCUGAUGGUUGUGGAACGCUUUCAGAGUCCUUUUGGAAAGCUCAAUGCUUUUUCAGAGGUCUUAAAAGGACCGGGACAGUCUAUGAAAUGAUAGAUAGGUUGCGAAAAGAUGGACACAAACCAAUGCUGCCAAAGCUGAUUGCAUUGGAAACGGCAAUGGAUGAUGACUACAAUAUACGAUAUAUUAUAGCAAGAGAAGAAUUAGAAAAGGAGAAACAGAAGGCAGAAGCCGAGCAGGAGAGCAGAUGGAACAACGAAUUGGACGAUCUUGAAAAAGCUCGCAAGAACCCAGAAAAGUUCUUGAAGGAAAAGUUCCCAACAUUCCUAGAUUCCGAGCAAGAAAACGUUGUUUUCAUGACAAUUGACUCAUCAUUAGUAGCCGAGAUUCGAAAAGCUGCCCUAUCACUCGGUCUCACAUACAAAUCAUUGGAAGUUUCAAAAUUCGACGAACCACCACGCCGAAGAGACCUUUGCUCGCUCAUCCAUAUAACCGUGGGAGGAAGCGAACCUGCUGUUGAGAAUAAACUUCAGGACAUACAUCAGAUCCGAGGUAAAGCAAUACAAAAGGCUCGGGAAGCUAUGAAAAAUGCUCGAGACGUUAUUAGCGAAGCCCAAGAUGAUGUAAUCCGUGCAUCACGCGACAAAAACUGGGACGUAACUGGAGAUUGGCAUAUAUCCUGCUUAGAAAUGGAAAGGAGAUGGUCCACUCCUCUCACGCUUAAGAUAUACAGUCAAAAAUCUGAUGGUCAAUUCCAAAUGUUUGGCGAGUUUAAUUUCGGCGGGGUAUCGGGUCUGUUCCGGUUUGAACAACAGUUUCCAACUGUUGAGACAAAGUCGGUUAGACUAGCUGAUCUGAAUGUCAAGCGAGGGAAGAUCACUUUCAAAAAGAACGAGAAGAAGAAAAAAGACGGCAACGAUGACGAUAUCGAAUGUACAAGGCUCAAGGCCAAACGUAUUUGGUGCAAAUCUAGACCGGAAGCCUUCUCAUUUCCUGCCAGAGACAAGCCAUCUUCCCACAAUCCAACGUGGAACUAUCGAUGGCGCGGGGAAUACAAAAUAGAUAGCGAGCCCGUUCCAGGUCAAUAUCUUUGUUCGAUUACUUUCAGUGAACCCUUGGGUACAACACUGACUGGCACAUUCGGAGGCGACCUUUACAAGGCUUGGAGGGAGGAUAUGGUGUUCACAGGUGUUAAGGUUGGUAUCUUAGGCCCUUCUUCUAUUGAUAUCGAAGAGGAAUGGCAUGAAAGACAAAAUAUAAUAUAUGAUAGUGACAUACAGGACUAAAGGCUCACGACAGGAUGAGGUAGACGACAAAAUUGAUAGUAUGAUAAUGAAGGCAUAAGGAGUUAUCAAUACGGGACUCAAUACAGAUUAUGCAGAUGCAUAUUUAGAAUAAUUUAGAUGCAAAGCAAGCA